AUGUUUAAAUCUCAAUUUCUUAAUAAUUUCACAAUUAUUAGAUUGGCAUCAAGGAUAAUAAUAAAUGCAAAUGAACCAUCUUUAGGUUUAUAAACUGUUUUGAUAAUUGAUUAUACAACUGGAAAAAUAUUAGAAUAAUAAUAAGCUACUUUAAUAGAAGGGGAAGUUAGUUUGGAAGAAAUAUAGGCAUCUUCUAUUUUAGGUAUAUAUUAAGGAUAACUUUAAAAAUAUUUAAUUGUUUGUAAGAAGUGCGAAUUAGUAGCUUAAGUAUUAAAAUAGAAAUACUAUAGAAUUUAAUCUGUAGGUUUUAUAGGAUUUUAAAUUGUUUUAGAUAAAAAAAUGCAUUACGAUGAAUAUGGAUAAAUAUAAUCUAUAAAAGAUGUAAUAUUCUAUUUUAUAAAUUAAUAGUACUUGUCUAAUCAUUUUUACUUUAGUUUAAAUGGAAAUCCAGCCUAACCAUUAUAGAAUUGCUAUAAAAAUAAUUAUAGAGACUUUUCCGAAUUUUUAUGGAAUAAUCAUCUUACAAAUAAAUUUUAAGAUUAUGAUAUCUAGCCAUAAUGGUAUUGUAAAAUGAUUUAAGGAUAUGUUGGAUAAUUUUAAAGUAAAUUAGGAAAUGAAUAGAUAAAAUAUAUAUUGAUUAGUAGAAAAUGUAGAUAUUAAUCAGGUACUAGAUUUCAUCAUAGAGGAAUAAAUGAUGAUGGAUAUGUAGCUAAUUAUGUAGCAACAGAAUUUAUUAUAAUGGUAAAGAAUUUUUGUUUAAGUCAUGUUAUUUAUAGAGGUAGUGUUCCAACAUUUUGGAAAUAAAAAGGAAUAACUGGAAAAGUAAAAAUUACAAGGAAUGAAUUAUUAUGUGAACAUGCUUAUCUUAAACAUUUUAAUGAUUUGCAAGAAUGUUAUAAAAAUAUAAGUUGUAUUAAUUUAAUGGGGGAAAAUACAUCUGAAAAUAUUCUAAAUGAAUCAUUUUAAAGUUUAGUAUAAAAAAAUAAAAUUGAUGGAGUGAAAUUGAAUCGUAUUGAUUUUCAUAAGAUUUGUAAAAAUGAAAAAUUUAAAUCAAUUGAUAAUUGUAUUAGAGGAUCAGAUGAGGAAAGUAUUUUAUUUGAUUGUUUUGCAAUAAACACAUUAAAUUAAUAAUAAAUAAUAUCAAUGUAAUAAGGAGCAUAUAGAGUAAAUUGUUUAGAUUGUUUAGAUAGAACUAAUGCUUAUUAAAGUCGUUUAUGUUUAAGAAUUACUGAUUUAAUUCUAACAAAAUAUUAAGUUAAUCAUGAUUUAGAUUUAUUAUUUAUGAUUGAAGAUACUAAAGCAUGUGAAUUUUUAAAUUAAUAUAGAGUAAUAUGGGCUGAGAAUGGAGAUGCUAUUAGUUAAUUAUAUUGUGGAACUAAUGCAACAACAAGUGAAUUUACAAAAAAAGGUAAAACUACAUUUAAAGGUUUUAUAACUCAUAAUUUUGCAUCAAUUGGAAGAUUAUUUAAUUAAACAUUCAUUGAUUCAACAAAGAAUUAAAUAAUUGAAUCAUAUUUACAUGGAAUUUAAAAUUAAAGAUCUUCUCUUUAAACUUAUUUAUCAAGUUAAGUUAAAUCUUAUUGUAAAUUUCAAAAAUAUAAAUUAUUUGCAUUAACUUGGAAUGUAAAUGGUAAUUUAAUUUACAAUUUAUAAAAUGAUGUAUUACAAUUUCAUUAAGAUUAUAUUCCAGAUUUUAUUGUCAUUUCUUUAUAAGAAAUAUAAUAAUAUAAAGCUCAUAAGAUGAUUGGAUAAAAUCAAGAUAUUGUAAAUGAAUGGAUUAAAAUUAUAGAUUCAUCUAUAAAUAAUAAUGGAAAUUAAUUCUGUUUAGUUUAAUAAGAAAAUCUAGUUGGAAUGCUUAUAUUAAUCUAUUCAAAAGUAUCACUUGUCUAAUUAAUCAGUAAAAUUUCAACUGAUAAAAUUAAAACAGGUCUUGAAGGUCAUGCUGGAAAUAAAGGAGCAUGUUUAAUUAGAUUCUAGAUCAAAGAUUCUGAAAUUACUAUUUGUAAUUGUCAUUUAGCAUCUGGUAAUAACAAAAAUAAAAGAAGAAUUGAAAGUCUUGAAGAAAUACAUGAAAAAGCUUUUAAAAAUUAAAUGAAAUCUAUUGAUUUAUCAGAUUAUACAUUAUUAAUGGGAGAUUUGAAUUUUAGAUUAAAAUCAAAUUAAACUUCAAUUUUGGAUCUAAUUUAAUAAUAAAAGGAAUUUUAUUAACAAGGUAAUUUAAGAUAAGCUGAAUAAUGUAUCAUUAAACUUUAAUAAUCAGAUUAAGUUUAUGAGGCAAAAGCAAAAUAUCCUCUAUAAGAAUAUUAAGAAGCUUGUAUAACUUUCUUACCUACUUAUAAAUUAAAUGUUAAUCAUACUUAUUAAACAAAGAAACAAGAAUAAAUUCCAUCUUAUUGUGAUAGAAUCUUUAUUAAAACAAAUGAAUAAGCAUUAAUCAAAUAAUUAUUUUAUAAAAGUAUUGAUAGAUUUGAAAGUGAUCAUUUACCAGUAAUUGCUAUGUUUAUUAUUGAUGUUAAAACAAUAGAUAAAGAAAAAGAAGCGAAUUUAAUAAAAGAAUUUACUUACAAAAGUCAUCAAUUAGAAGAAGAAGAAAAUAUUUUAGAAGAAUAAUAAAAAGAUGAAAAAUAAACUACAUAAAAUAAUACUAAAUAAGAAAAUAAAAAAGGAAUAUUUUAAUAAUUUAAGGAUAAAUUUCUUAAAUGA
Molecule: messenger RNA, 2703 nt
Organism: Paramecium pentaurelia
Lineage: Eukaryota; Ciliophora; Oligohymenophorea; Peniculida; Parameciidae
Source: the annotation of a GenBank genome assembly